UCCAGCCGGCGUCGUAAAUCGCAAGUCGGGAAAACCGAUACACACGGUAGCGUAAUGGGCAGGCAGAGCAAAGGGCGGCGGUGUUUUUGUGGCACGAAGAGCUCACUUCAGCAUCGGUCUCGUGGUGCGCACAUCUCUGGAUGCUGUCGACCAUCACAUCUGUCCUUGGCCUCACCGCCGCCGCCGCGCUUGCCGCGGACCCUGUGACAUGGUCCAUGAAGCCUGUCAACUCGAUCCAGGCCCGUGUGCAAGCAUUCGCUCCCGUUUACGACAACGGCCCUGGACACAACGCGUUCGUCGCCGACUUCGUCAAGGACGCCAUCACGUUCCAAGACCGAUAUCGCGUGUCGAUGGAUACGAUCAACACGGCCAGUGUUGAAGGCGCCCUCAUGUACUUGCAAGCCGAAGGCAUCGACUACGCCGUCAACCAGCCGUGCUACCGCAAGAACAACAUGAGCUACAUUUGGUUCUACAACAUCACGAUCGUUCAGCCCAAUGCGAUGUUGGCGGAAUUCCAGGACUCGCAAAUGCCCGAGUACGGCCCGUUUGUCGCCAUGGACAACGGCAUCUGCACGCCGAUCAAUGCCGCGACCCCUGUCCCUGCUGAGUGCAAGGAGAUCGACGGAGUGGACAGCUACCCGAAGCUUGGACCGUUCAUCGGCGGCGAACCUCGCAAAGACGACCCGCGCGCUCCGUACGACGAGAACAUUUGGUUUUCGUUUCCCAACUCGUGCUACCUGAGUCCGUUUGGGAAGAAAACGGACGCGUGCCGCAAAGUGCAGUCGGGCGGGCUCUGCCCCCGCGGCACCAAACCCAACGGUAUCAAUUGCACGUAUUCGUUUGAGGUGAUGGGGUACGUCUCGAUCGACGACCUCGUCGGCAUCACGGCCAUGCCGUACGGCACGUCCGGCCGCAACUACUCGAGUUUUGUCGAAUUUUGCAAGGAUGGCAAAGUCGAGUACGAUACGCGUGACUUGAACAACUCGAUCCCGUUCUGGCGCGACUCGUUCAACCGCACGGCCAACCAAGAGCGGUCCAACGCUCUCAUGGCGUUCUAUAACCAAGUCGCGAAAAAGCCCAACUCGCUCAUGACGCCGCUCCCGACGGUCAAGGAGCUGUCGGACGCGAACCCGCCUUGCUACUUGAACUCGAAGAAGUGCUACGAUGCCCAAUUCGGGUGCCGCCGCAAACUCCUUGCUCAAGUGUGCGAAGUGUGUACGAGUGAUGCCGCCGGGUGUGUGAAGAAGCCGGCCAACGCUGCCGCCUUCCCCACCCUUCCCAAGGCCGAACGCAAGGUCCCCGAUACCGCACUCGUCACCAACACCACGGGUGCCUUUGGCAAGAACGCCACGUCCGCUCCUGGGAAGCCCACAGUCCCUGGUGCCCCGUCCGUGACGAGUGCCGCCGGUGCCUUCCACAUCGUGUCCGUCGGUGCCGCCGCGUUGGCUGCCAUGUUGCUGUAACCUACUAGACUUUCACGCACUCUGCUAUUAAUACUACUACUACGCAAAAUCA
Molecule: messenger RNA, 1515 nt
Organism: Aphanomyces invadans
Lineage: Eukaryota; Oomycota; Saprolegniomycetes; Saprolegniales; Verrucalvaceae
Exons: 1
Coding region: 141-1463 (440 amino acids)
Source: RefSeq, a predicted model, not a curated record